GAUACAGCGAUGAUGGCGGCGGUGAUGGCGGCGCCCGUGGCCGCGCUCCGGGCCUGGGCGGAGGCGGCGGCGCGGGGGGAGGCGGCGGCGCGGGCGGCUCUGGCAGCCGCGACCCCGCUGCUGGGCUCGCUGGCCGCGCUGGCGGCGCAGAUGCGGGCGGCGCGGCGGCUGCCGUGGGACGCGACUGCGCUUGGCGCCUUCCCGGAGCUGCCGGCGCGGCUCUGGCGGAAGCAGCGCGGCGCGGCCGAGGCGCUGCUGGAGCAGCUCGGCGAGCGGCGGGAGGAGCUGCGGGCCGUGCGGGACGCCGUGGGGGCCGCCGGCAGCGCUGUGCUGCGGCUCGUGGAGGAGCGGGGCCCGGCCGAGCUGGGGCUGGCCGUGGUUCUGCGGCGGGGUCCGCGCUGCCCCUCGCUGGCCGACGUGCUGGAGGGGCUGCAGGACGUGGAACGCUACUACCGGCACCUGUACUUGGAGAGUAAACUGCUUCUGCAGCGGCUCAGCUUGGACAGCCUGGCAGACGUGGAAGCCCUGCCGCAGUCCUGGGAGAGGAUUUUGGAGCGUUACAAAGAGGAUGAUGUCGUUCAAGAUACACUCCUGAAGGUCUCACUGUUUGUGGAGAACCAUCACGAGGUGAGCUGCUCACCUGGCUCCUGACAGGCAGCAGGGACUGGCACUGCCCAGCUUCUGGCAUGUUCUGUGACGCUGCAGAGGGGAUGAGGAACUGAGGGAGCUCUCCUGAUGCUUUUUGGAAGCUGAAUGAGUUGAGUCUUGGCCUUAGCAUGAAGUGCUUGAACUGUACCAUUUUCAAGUGGAAAUGGCCUUGGUCUCUGAAGAAGAGGCUGAGCCAAAAAAGCCAUGGAGAUAGGAGUCACCUCCAGCUGUGGAACUUGUCCUUUCCCUCUUCUGACAGGCCUGUUUUGUGUCAUGGUAAAAAUGUUGAUACUUACAUGAAGUGCUGCAGGUGUGUGAGUGUAAUGGAGUCCUUCAGGCUGGUGCCAUGAAAGAUACUGGGGCUCUGUCCUUACAAAUAAAGAAAACAUGUCAGAUUAGGGUUUAGAAACAGUGCUCACCUCAUGUCUUUGAGCAGUGUGUUUGCAUUCAUCCCACCUGGGCAUGGAGGAGGAAGGAAGCAAAUCUGCCUUGAAAAUGUCAUUCCAGAGGUGCAGGAUGCCUGAGUUCUGACAUGGGCAGCUUUCAAGGGUGAGCAGUACACUGCUCUGUUACCACUGAAAUCAGUCUUAAAACAUCGCUGUCUGGUAGCCACUGCUGAGAGUUCAGGGACACCUUUUGGUGGCCUUGGCACUGAUCCUCUGAACAUUCCCAGGAAGCUGUGGGGUGUUUGUCUCUCAGCUGUGUAUUUGGUAAGGAGCUGCAGGGUGGCAUUUUCUGGGGUCCCCGUGGCAGGAAAGAAUGAAUCUGAUUCCAUGUUCUUAGAAGACUAAUUUAUUAUUUUAUGAUAUGAUAUUAAUUACUAUACUUAAGAGUAGAGAAAGGAUGCUUACAGAAGGCUUAACAAGAUAUUAAUGAGGAACCUGUGAGUCUCUCAAGAGUCCUGACACAGCUAGACUGUGAUUGGUCAGUAAGUAAAAACAAUUCACAUGUUGGAUAAACAAUCUCCAACCACAUUCCAAAGCAGCAAAACACAAGAGAAGCAAAUGAGAUAAUAUUGUUUUCUUUUUUCUAUGAGGCUUCUCAGCUUCCCAGGAGAAAAAAAAUCCUGGCAAAGAGAUUUUUCAGAAAAUAUAACAGUAGCACUGCAGCUUCUUGGAGAAAGCCAACAAAGAAUUGCAUGGGACAGGUUGUAGGUGUGGUGUUUGUGCUCAGAGUUCUGUGUCCCCAACCUGGGGUGUCCCUGUGGCCACCUGAGGGCACUGCAUGUCCCAUGAACACUGGGGGGGAGCAGGUCAGGGUGCUGGGGGUCCCAAGGGUGGGAAAGGGCUGGCUCAGGGCUAGGGCUGCCAGUGCUCCUGUCAGGGACAGGGGAUCGUGAGUUCUAGCUGCAGUUCUUCACACACAGAGUUGUAAUUGCAAAGAAAACCUGCUCCUGGUGUUGGCUGCCCUGCCUGUGGCAUUCACAUUCCCUGAACAUGAUUCCUUUACCCAGGGCCUUUCUCCUGGGAAGGUGAAAGGCAGCAAGAGACCUCAGAGAAAAGAAAAACAAUUCCUAUCUCAUUUGCCUGUUCUGUGUUGUGCUCCUUUGGGAUGUGUUUGGAGAUUGUUCACCCACAGGUGAUUGUUCCAUUGCAUUCUGCUGUGAGUUGUUUUCACUCUUUGGCCAAUCAGGGCCAGGCUCUGUCAGGAACUCUGGAAAGAGUCAUGAGUUUCCAUUAUUAUCUUUUUAGCCUUCAGUAUCUUUUCUGUAUUCUUUAGUAUAGUAUUCUUUAAUAUAAUAUAGUAUAAUAAAGUAAUAAAUUAGUCUUCUGAGAACAUGGAGUCAGAUGCAUCAUUCUUCCCUGCCACGGGGUUUGCUGUGCCUUUACAAUACCCUGCCCAGGGUGGAGGUGAGGUGGGUUCUGCUCCUGGUGGGGGCUCACGUGGCUGUGCAGCCUUGUGCUCCUUACACAGGGCUUGGAGCAUGGCUGAUGGCUGUGGGUGAAUCAGAGGUGUCAUCCUUGCUCAGGCCUUGCUGUGUCAUCCUUGCAAACCACUAGGUCAUGGUGAGCUUGGGUGCAGAAUUGUCCUUGCAUGUGUACAUGCAGUACAACCCUUCAACACCCCUCUUCUGUCAGCCUCUCUCAGGACAGCUGCCCAGUGAGCAAAUGGAUUUAAAUUCUGGGAGAUGUUCAGCACAGUUCAGUGGUGGCCCUUCUGCUUCUCCCAGAUGUUUGGCCCCUGAUGUCUGUCUUUGUGCUAACAAGAGCCCUGCUAAAAGUACUGAGGGAGCUUUCUGCAUUGGAAGUGGCCAUGCCCUGACUCUGACUGACUGAAAUGGGGUGAAGGAGGUGCUCAUUGAAGUUUUGGUGUGAUUAAUUGCUCUGUGCUGUUCCUGGGCCGUGUCAUCAGCUGCAUUUGUCUGCAGCACUCUGUGGGGUGCGAGUGAGUCUCUGCAUCAGAGCACUCUAAUUGGGAUCAGCUGUGGGCUUGUUCCACUGCAGAUCUGCAUCUUCUGUCAGGAUGGCUGCCAGAGACCCCAUAGCUGAGAAGGACAUGGUUCCUCAUGUGUGCAGAGCUCCCUUCAGCCUGGGAGCCACUGUGGCUUCGAAGGUUCCCCCAUGCACAGAGCCAGGGUGGCAUUCAGCCUUUCAGUGUCACACGUGUCUGCAGGCAGGUGCAAAGGCCACUCCUGCUCCUCCUUGCCUGACAGCCUGCAGGGCUGAGCCAGACCCUUGCUCACAGCACAGGGAUGUCUCUGGGUGCCAGAUUUCAGCACCUUCCUGACUACUGGGACAGGAGGGAGGUGAGAGAGCAGCAGCUGCUGUAGCUGCCUGGGGAGCCAAAUGCAGGGUCAGGGUGGUGCCUUUUCCUUGGUCCUAAAGUUAAGAGCCAGACACAGUUAAGGGAUAAAGGGUUUUUAUCUUGGUAUUUAAUAAGGAUCCUUGUGGUGCAACACUUCAUCAAGGUGGACUACACUGAAAUGUACACCCAAGAGAUUGUGUAUACAAUUUAAUAGAUUUUACAAAUUACUAUAUCUAAUAAAGAUGCUUUAAUGAGAGGCUUGAAUGAACAGUGUGACAUUUUCUCAUCUCAAAAUAUUCCCUCUUGGAUGGGCUUAAUCUUAGUUUAUAUGAUGUAUUUUAGAUGGGACCUUGGAUUUUCAAGAUAGCAUAGGGCUUUCCAGCUUUCAUCUACAAGGCCUUUAGGAUGUUUGGUUUUCUGGUUUAGCAGAAUGCCAGGAUUAUAUUAAAUUAUCAGAUUUAAGGAGUUACAAGUAUGCUGAGAGCAUUGAGAAUACAUAAAAGAUAUAGAAAAGAUCUAUAAAAUAUAUAUAAAAGGCAAAAAUUCAUCAUGGCAUCAAGGGACUCCAGCCUGUGCUGUGUCUUAGUGAAGCUAUGGGUUAGGCAGCACUAAGGGCUCUGAGACCAACUGGUAAAAUAUAUAUAACCAUAAAACUAAAUCCAAGUACCUUUAUUUUUGGAGUAGAGCUCUUAAAGUAUUCUUGCACAGAGAUCUGUCUUUGAGGAAUGCAAUAAAAUGCAGUUAGCAGCUGCAGCUACCUUGUUAAGGGAAAAUUGUCAGGAAACACAAAGCUCACACUUUGAUUUUCAGCUUUACCUCCUGCCAACUCCAUUGGAAAACAGUUAUUCUUCACUUACAGGAAAAGCACAAACUAAAUUCAGUUACUAAAUUCAAAUGCCCACAAACAUUUAUAAGAGCACCUUACUUGUGUAUGGUUGAUUUUUUCCUCCCAUAAGGGUGGGCACUGGCUUCUGGUGCAGUGAGGCCUUUUCAGUUCUGCUUAGAAAUGGGCACCUGCUCUUGGUAACACCAGACUUCCAAAACAAACCCAAAAGCUUUGCUUCAGCAUAAGUUCAUGGAUUUGAAACAGAUUGCAAAACUGAGUGUUACAAGAGCCCACAGUUAUGGAGAAGACAAAGGAUUUGGCACCUGAAGUGGAGUGUAAAGUGGCUCAGGGGCAGAAAUAUGUGAUAAAAAGCUUUGUGAUUAAUUUAAUAAACCAAGUAUGGGUUUCACAA
Molecule: messenger RNA, 4631 nt
Organism: Haemorhous mexicanus (house finch)
Lineage: Eukaryota; Metazoa; Chordata; Aves; Passeriformes; Fringillidae
Gene: AIRIM
Product: AFG2 interacting ribosome maturation factor
Exons: 4
Coding region: 10-651 (213 amino acids)
Cellular component (GO): cytoplasm; nucleus
Source: RefSeq, a predicted model, not a curated record